CGUGCCGUGCAGUCAGUGUCCCAACACCUCUCCUGGUCUUCGGCAAGACAGAGGAGAGUCGUCCACGGAUUACUUCUCUACUUUUUGGAAUUUCUUUCUUUGAAUCGUUCGGAAAAUCGGGCGGGCAAAAUGCCUCAGUUCGGUGAUGACAUGACCAACUCAACCACCAAUGAACCCAACGUGCCCGUAGUGAUGCACUGCACCCGGAUGGCAGGACGAGCGGUCAUCAGGGUCGUCGGCAGGUGCAACGACGCCCAGGAAACCUGCAACCUUGAUCUGUCCGAUUGUCAGCUCAUGCAAAUCCCGGACGCAGUGUACCAUCUGAUGCGCAACACCGUCCUCCAGACGUGUGACCUUUCGACAAACGCCAUCACUAAGAUUGGACCCAGCCUCCCCAAAAAAUUCACCGAGAUCACACAUCUCAAUUUGGCCAACAACAAAAUAAGUGCCCUUCCAGAGCAGAUGUCUGACCUGAGCCAGCUCAGGAUCCUUAACAUGGCCCACAACAACCUCCCUGCCCUUCCACCCUCAGCCAUCAAAAUGCCCGCCCUCGAAGUGCUUGACCUUUCCUACAACAGGAUAGACCACGUCGAUGUGAACGUGCUGAAAAACGCUCCCAGUUUGCGGGUGGUCAACCUGAGCGAGAAUCCCCUGUCGCUGCCCUGCAGGGCGGCCCUGCGGGAGGCGUUUGAAGUGGUCGAGGCGCCAACGGAAAACGCGCGCGGCCUGCAAGUGGUGCUGUCGGCGCCUGAGGACGACGACGACUGGAAGAUUGAGUGAUUUGAAAAUUAAAAUUUUGAUAAUUAUUUCAACGAACUGGAAUAAUGAUCUCACGACAAACUGCAAACACCACAAGAAAAGUAUUAUUAUAUCCGAAAUGCUAUUUCAACAAGAGAGAGAGAAAAGAAACUGUCCAAAGUGCCUCAGCUCAAAGUUUUGAAUGUUUGAAAUUUGAAAAUAUCUGAUCUGUGAUGUGCACGGGGUGAAUUAUAUUAUAUAUAUUUUUCUUCAGAGUUUUGUACUUUGUUUUACGUCGAUGUUGUGAAUCAAACCAAAAGCCUCUCGUUCAAAGAAGGGCCAAUCGAUUGUUCUGUGAAACAUUUAUAACAACUUUGUCUAGUCACACGUCUAGAUGGACUAACAAAUAAAUGUUGUGCAAUCGCCUAUAAUUAUUAUAUAUUAUUGGAAAAGAAUAAUAAUCUGUUCUCUUGGCUAAUAUGAUACUUGUUGAAUAAAAAUAUUCAAGUUUAUUUCUACUAGCAUUAACACAGAA
Molecule: messenger RNA, 1273 nt
Organism: Neocloeon triangulifer
Lineage: Eukaryota; Metazoa; Arthropoda; Insecta; Ephemeroptera; Baetidae
Product: leucine-rich repeat-containing protein 20-like
Exons: 4
Coding region: 130-780 (216 amino acids)
Cellular component (GO): extracellular matrix
Molecular function (GO): protein binding
Source: RefSeq, a predicted model, not a curated record